Messenger RNA from Adineta ricciae, 504 nucleotides. The record is from the annotation of a GenBank genome assembly. Lineage: Eukaryota; Metazoa; Rotifera; Eurotatoria; Adinetida; Adinetidae.
AUGCCGAGUCAACAAGAUUCAGUCACAGUUCGAGCUGUAUGCGUACUUAGAAAUGGUGAAAAUAACAACAUCCAAGGUGUCAUUCAUUUUGCUCAAAUGAUCGGCAUUAAUCAAAUGAAAAUCACUGGAGAAUUACGGGGCUUACCAACGGAUCGAAAACUUACUUUUCGCGUACAUGAAUUUGGAGAUUUGAGUACGGGUGUGACAUCAACUGGCGGACGAUUUAAUCCAGAUGUGAAAUCGUCGAACCUAUCAAAAGAUCCAACAAAUAACAAUGAGAAUGAGUAUGGUAAUUUACAAAUAAGUCCAGAAGGUCAAGCCAAAAUCGAUGUAAUUGAUAAACGUUUGACUUUAUUCGGUCCAUCGUCGAUUAUUGGUCGAUCAGUGGUUAUAACAGAUGAGAAAGAAGAAGAUUUCACACGUGUUGAUACUGAAGACAACAAAGGAACUGUGAGCAGUCCAACAAAUCGUCUGGCUGCUGGUGUGAUUGGCAUUUGUCAAUGA